AUGAGGCAGCGGUGGAGCAAGCGCAAUCCUGACUUUGCGCACCUGCAGGAGCUGCCGCGCCCGUCGCUGGUGGCGCUGCCCGGGUCGGUGGCGGCUCCCGGCGGCCGCGUGACCCUGCGCUGCGCGGGCGGCCUGCGGAACAUGAGCUUCGUGCUGUACCGCGUGGACGUGGCGGCCCCGCUGCAGUACCGCGACUCGGCGCAGCCCUGGGCCGACUUCCCGCUGCUGGGCGCCCGCGCCCCCGGCACCUACAGCUGCUACUACCACACGCCCUCCGCGCCCUACGUGCUGUCCCAGCGCAGCCCGGUGCUGACCGUCCGCGCCGAAGGUGAGGGCCCUGCGCCCGCCGCCUCCCUCAGACCCAGAAAUGCAGGCCGCAGUCCUCCUCCCUCGGACCCGGGAGUCCAGGCCCCAGCCCUCCUCCCUCGGACCCGGGAGUCCAGGCCCCCAGCCCCUCCUCCCUCGGACCCGGGAGUCCAGACCCCCAGCCCCUCCUCCCUCGGACCCGGGGAGUCCAGACCCCCAGCC
Cebus imitator (Panamanian white-faced capuchin) is the source of this 528-nucleotide messenger RNA. RefSeq names its product osteoclast-associated immunoglobulin-like receptor. Gene Ontology annotation, cellular component: plasma membrane. Lineage: Eukaryota; Metazoa; Chordata; Mammalia; Primates; Cebidae. Gene Ontology annotation, molecular function: collagen receptor activity. The record is from RefSeq and is a predicted model, not a curated record. The transcript is spliced from 2 exons. The annotation marks the transcript as partial.